CCUUCAUCCAUCCCGAUCCGUUUCCUCCCCCUUCUCCUCUUUGAAUGUGAUCACCACCCGCAUCCACUCUUCUGACCCCAUCCCCUCACGAUGCGGGGUCUCCGCUUCAUCCCCAUCAUCGCGAGCCUCGGCCUGCUCCCCCGAGCUCUCGCUCGGGAUGAACCAAGCUCCGGCUUCACCACCAUCCACGAGCCCGGCCGCUGUGCCAUUCGCGGCCACUGCGGCAAGAAGUCCUGGUUCGGCGGAGAGCUCCCCUGUCCCGACAAUGGCCGCGCAGAGCAGCCCGAAACGGCGGUGAGGCAGAAGCUGGUCGACCUUUGCGGCAGCAAAUGGGAGGAAGGCCCCGUCUGCUGUGUCGACGAACAGAUCGAUGCCCUCUCCAAGAACCUGAAACUCGCCGAAGGGAUCAUCGCGUCCUGUCCCGCCUGCAAGGAGAACUUCUUCAACAUCUUCUGCACUUUCACCUGCUCCCCCGAUCAAUCCCUCUUCGUCAACGUCACUCAGAUCGAGGAGAACAGCUCCGGCAAAAGGCUCGUCACGGAACUCGAUAAUGUCUGGUCGGAAGAGUUCCAGAGUGGCUUCUACGACAGCUGCAAGAACGUCAAGAACGGGGCCUCGGGCGGGAAAGCCAUCGACUUCAUCGGGGGCGGGGCCAAGGAUUACCCUCACUUUAUGAAGUUCCUUGGAGACAAGAAGCUUCUGGGAAGUCCGUUCCAGAUCAAUUUCAAGACGGAGCCUGCCGGCUCCGACCCGGAUGGCAUGGAGGCGCUGCCGAUCACGCCCAAAGCAUGCAAUGACGCCGACGAGGCUUUCCGCUGUUCCUGUGUCGACUGUCCCGAUGUGUGUCCUGAGUUACCGGCCAUCAAACAGGACCAGUACUGUCAUGUGGGUCUCCUACCUUGUCUGUCGUUCGCGGUGAUCCUCAUCUACUCAAUCUUUCUGCUGGUUAUUGUCGCUUGCUCCAGCUAUUUCACCUAUCGUGAACGCCGAUACCGGAAACCGGAACGGGUCCGACUGUUGCAGGAUCCAGCCCCCAGUGAUGAUGAGGAUGAGGGCGAUAUCGUGCGCGCGGGUGGCUAUAUCGAGCAGCCCAAUGGUGUAUACAAACUGAACGCGGUCCUGGACAAACUGUUCAAUCGCAUCGGUGGUGCCUGCGCUCGAUUCCCGGCUAUCACCAUUGUGUCGAGUGUCAUUGUAGUCGGUGUGCUGAGCCUGGGCUGGCUUCGCUUUGCCGUAGAAACAGACCCGGUCCGCCUCUGGGUGAGCCCGAGUUCAGCUGCGGCUCAAGAGAAGGCCUAUUUCGAUGAGAAUUUCGGACCUUUCUAUCGCGCGGAACAGGCGUUCCUUGUCAACGAUACCUCCAGCGACGGGCGUGUCCUGAGCUAUGAUACCCUGAGCUGGUGGUUUGACGUCGAGUCUCGAGUCCACCGGAUGAUCUCUCUGGAACGGGAGCUGAUUCUCGACGACAUCUGCUUCAAGCCGACUGGUGACGCCUGCGUUGUGCAGUCUUUGACGGGCUACUUCGGGGGAUCGGUGGCAAAUCUGGAUCCGGAUACCUGGGAAGAACGGCUGGUGCAUUGCGCGGGUUCCCCCGGCGACGUGAGCUGUCUCCCUGAAUUUGGACAGCCCCUGCGGCCCGAGAUGAUCCUCGGAGGGUUUGAAGACUCCAAGGACGUGCUGGACGCCAAAUCGCUGAUCACAACCUGGGUUGUGAACAACCACCCGCAGGGAACGGAAGGCGAAGCCGACGCGAUUGACUGGGAGGAAAAUAGCUUCAUCCGUAUUUUUGAGGUCGUACAAGAAGAAGCCAAGGAGCGCGGGCUCCGUGUCUCCUUCAACGCCGAAAUGAGUGUGGAGCAGGAACUGAACAAGUCCACCAACACGGAUGCGAAGAUCGUGGUGAUCAGCUACCUGAUCAUGUUCCUAUAUGCCUCCCUGGCACUGGGAUCCGUCACAGUCACGUGGAAAUCCCUCUUUUCCAACCCCGCCAAUGUUUUGGUCCAGUCCAAGUUUACUUUGGGCAUCGUGGGUAUUGUCAUUGUCCUGAUGUCUGUCUCUGCCUCCGUCGGACUGUUUUCUGCGGCUGGUGUCAAGGUCACCUUGAUCAUUGCCGAAGUCAUCCCGUUCCUUGUUCUGGCUGUCGGUGUCGACAACAUCUUCUUGAUUGUCCACGAGUUCGAAAGGAUCAACGUGAGCCACCCGGACGAGGAGAUCGACGAGCGGAUUGCUCGCGCCGUGGGCAGGAUUGGCCCUAGCAUCUUCCUGUCCGCAAUCACUGAGACCAUUGCCUUUGGGCUGGGAGUGUUUGUUGGCAUGCCUGCCGUGAAGAACUUUGCGGUGUAUGCGGCAGGCGCCGUGUUCAUCAACGCUGUUCUGCAGAUCACCAUGUUCAUUUCCGUCCUGGCUUUGAACCAACGGCGUGUCGAGAGCCUUCGUGCGGACUGCAUCCCGUGUGUGACGGUCCGCAAAGCGCACUCCGGCAUGUCCGAAGACCAGCUGCUGGAUGAACAGGAGGGAGAGAGCGCUCUGCAGACGUUUAUCCGCAAGGUGUAUGCCUCGUCCCUUCUCGGGCGCAGGGUGAAGGUGAUGGUGGUGAUUGCAUUCCUCGGCCUGCUGACAGCGGGACUCGCGCUGAUUCCCAAGAUCACCCUGGGGUUGGACCAACGCAUCGCCAUCCCGAGUGACUCCUACCUCAUUCAGUACUUCGAUGACUUGAACGCGUACUUCGGAAGUGGACCUCCGGUCUACUUUGUGACACGAAACGUGAACGUAACUGCGCGGCGUCACCAGCAACAGCUCUGCGGACGGUUCACAACCUGUGAAGAAUUCUCGUUACCUUUUGUCCUCGAGCAGGAGUCCAAACGGCCCAAUGUCUCCUAUAUUUCGGGGUCCACCGCGAGUUGGAUCGACGACUUCUUCUACUGGCUGAACCCCCAGCAAGACUGCUGCAAGGAGGAAGGCGAGAUCUGCUUUGAGGACCGGACCCCGGCCUGGAACAUCUCUCUAGACGGCAUGCCCGAAGGAGACGAAUUCAUUCACUACGUGGAGAAAUGGACCGACUCGCCUACUGACUCGUCCUGCCCAUUGGGAGGCAAGGCCCCGUACAGCAAUGCUCUGGUCAUUGACUCGAAGCAUAAAACGACCAACGCCAGCCAUUUCCGAACCACGCACACGCCGCUUCGGACGCAGGAUGAUUUCAUCAAAUCCUACAUCUCGGCCCGGCGGAUAGCCGACGGAAUCUCCAAGGAGCACAACAUCGACGUGUUCCCGUACUCGAAGACGUAUAUCUUCUUUGACCAGUACGUCACCAUAGUGCAGCUGACGGGGACGUUGCUUGGGUCCGCUGUUGCCAUCAUCUUCCUUCUCACGUCGGCUCUUCUCGGCUCCGUCGCGACCGGGGCGGUGGUCACCACGACCGUGGUCAUGACGUUGGUGGACAUCCUCGGAGCGAUGGCCGUGGCGGGGGUGUCGCUGAACGCGGUGUCCCUGGUGAACUUGAUCAUCUGCGUGGGAAUUGCGGUGGAGUUCUGCGCGCACAUUGCGCGGGCGUUCAUGUUCCCGUCGCGGGCCAUCUUGGAGAGAGUGCCGACCAAGUUCCGCGGCAAAGAUGCGCGAGCGUGGACAGCGUUGGUCAACGUGGGCGGCAGCGUCUUCAGUGGGAUCACGGUGACGAAGCUGCUGGGGGUGUGCGUGCUGGCGUUCACGCGAAGCAAGAUCUUCGAGAUCUACUACUUCCGGGUGUGGCUGGCGUUGGUGGUGUUUGCAGCCACCCACGCCCUCAUCUUCCUGCCGGUGGCGCUCAGCUAUUUCGGGGGCGAGGGUAUGUUUUCCUUGUAGCGGUUUGCGCUCUGUCGUUUGUAUGCUGACCUUUCCCAGGCUACGCCGACCCCGGCGCCGACGGCGGACUGGAAGAGAACCUGGCGUCCAGGGGCUACCGCUCCCUGCUGGUUGACGACGAUUACGAGUCUGACGAAUACUAGACGUCCGU
Molecule: messenger RNA, 3988 nt
Organism: Aspergillus heteromorphus CBS 117.55
Lineage: Eukaryota; Fungi; Ascomycota; Eurotiomycetes; Eurotiales; Aspergillaceae
Gene: ncr1
Product: sphingolipid transporter NCR1
Exons: 2
Coding region: 91-3837 (1248 amino acids)
Cellular component (GO): membrane
Source: RefSeq, a predicted model, not a curated record